Solanum pennellii is the source of this 1520-nucleotide messenger RNA. RefSeq lists its product as uncharacterized. The record is from RefSeq and is a predicted model, not a curated record. The transcript is spliced from 3 exons. Gene Ontology annotation, molecular function: zinc ion binding; nucleic acid binding. The coding region runs from base 131 to 1495 and encodes 454 amino acids. NCBI's taxonomy places the organism in Eukaryota, Viridiplantae, Streptophyta, Magnoliopsida, Solanales, Solanaceae.
UCCAUUAAGGGAUAGGGUAUUAAGUAAAGUACAAGCUACUGUUGGAUUUAUUGGUGCUUUUACAGCUCCAAAAUUGGUAAAUCAUAAGCGAAAACAUACUCCAAAUGAUAUAAUUGAUGAUGUUAGGGAAAUGUAUGGUGUUGAGAUUUCUUACCAGCAAGCAUGGCGUGCUAAAGAACGUGCACUAGAGUUGAUAAGGGGCAAUCCUGCAGAUGCAUAUAAAAAUAUGCCAAGAUACAUACAUAUGUUGGGAACGGUGUAUCCAAAUUCUUAUAUACGGAUGCACAAAUCAGAGAAAAAUGAAUUUAUGUAUCUAUUCAUUGCUUUAAGGCCUUUGAUGAGAGGGUUUGAGUUCUGUAGGCCUGUUGUUGUUGUUGAUGGUUCACAUCUUAGUGGAGCUUACAAAGGGACGUUUGUAUCCGCAAGUACUCUUGAUGGGGCAGGUUGCAUAUUACCAUUAGCUUACGGGAUCGUCGAUACGGAAAAUGAUUGUUCAUGGACAUGGUUCUUCACACAGUUCAAAAAUGCAUUUGGUGAGAGAGAAAAAAUGUGUGUUGUUUCUGAUAGAAACGAAAGCAUAAUUAAGAGUGUUAGUAUAGUUUAUCCAAAUGUUCCACAUUUUGCAUGCAUAUGGCACUUGUGGAAAAAUGUUUGUACAUACUACAAGAGAAGUAAAAACACUCUAAGUGAUCUGUUUUAUUCGAUGGCUAAGGCUUAUCGGAAAAAGGAUUUUGAAAAAUUGAUGGCUAAAGUGGAAAAAGUAGAUGGCAGAGUUAAAAAGUAUCUUGAAGAGGCUGGCUAUGAAAGGUGGUCUAGAUCUCAUGCAACCGUGAAUAGGGGUAGAAUGAUGACAUCUAACAUUGCGGAAUGUAUCAAUGGUUGUCUUGUUGAUGCACGGCAAUUACCUGUUUUGGACUUUUUGGAAGAAGCCAGAAUUCUAUUUGGUUCUUGGAACUGCAAAAAUAGAGAAAUAGCAUCUUAUACAAAGGAAACAUUAGGGAGGAAAUUUGAAGAGAUAUUGAUUAUAAAUGCGUCCAAAUGUUCGAAAAUGAAGGUUGUUGCAUCUUCAGAAUUCAUUUUUUCAGUUUAUGAAGGUGGUAUAAGAUACAUCGUUUGCCUUGAGAGAAAGAAAUGUUCUUGUGGUAGAUUUCAGCAUGAUGAAAUACCUUGUGCGCAUGCAAUGGCUGUUCUGAAGAAGAAGAAUAUCAAAGAUGUACACCCAUACUGUUCUGAUUACUAUAAACCUGAUGCAUUAGCAAACACCUAUGCAGUUCCAAUGGAACCAAUGCCGGACAAAAGUGAUUGGAUAGUUCCGGAAAGUGUUUUGGAAGAAGUUGUAUUGCCACCAAGAUACAAAAAAAUGCCUGGUAGACCAAGAAAAAAAAGAAAGAAAAAUGCAGAUGAAAAGCUAAGCGGAAACACAAAUUGUUGUGGACGAUGUGGACAAGAAGGUCACAAUAGAAGAACAUGUACUUUCUUUCCAAAAGAUUCAUAAUGAUUAUGUUUCAGGAGUUCCUUUA